Triplophysa rosa is the source of this 785-nucleotide messenger RNA. Its product is annotated as C-factor-like. The record is from RefSeq and is a predicted model, not a curated record. Bases 1 to 771 code for a protein of 256 amino acids. The transcript has 6 exons. Lineage: Eukaryota; Metazoa; Chordata; Actinopteri; Cypriniformes; Nemacheilidae.
AUGGCCGCAGUAAAGGGAUGUAGAGCUCUGGUCACAGGAGCCAACCGUGGAUUGGGUUUGGAAAUAGUCAAGCAACUCCUGGAGGCCCAUUGCGCUAUAGUUUUUGCUGGAUGCCGUGACCCAGACGGACCCAAUUCUGAGGCACUGAGAGAACUGGCAAAGAAACAUCCUGGUGUUGUGACUCUUGUGCGCCUUGAUGUUGCUGAUCCAUCCAGUGUCAAAGAGUCUGUGAAGAAAGUGUCGUCUUUCCUGGGGAAUAGCGGCUUGAAUCUGCUGGUGAACAAUGCGGCCGUGCUGCCACAGAAAAGCAUGCUGACCACCACAGUGGAGGACAUGCAGGACACCUUUAACACCAAUGUGAUCGGACCUUUGUUAGUCACCAGGGAGUUUCUGCCUCACCUGCGUUCAGCAGCUAAAACCAGAGGCAAACCUGGCAUGUCAUGUGAUAAAGCCGCUAUAAUCAACAUCUCAACAGAUUCAGCCUCCAUGAGUCUCGUACACGCGUCGAAAGCGCCGUUUCCUCUCUUCCCUUACAGCAUCAGCAAGGCAGGUCUCAACAUGUUAACAGUUUAUACGGCUAUGGAGUCAAAGGAAGAUGAGAUCCUCUGUGUUUCCAUUCAUCCAGGAUGGGUGAAGACUGACAUGGGGGGAGAUAUGGCACCUCUUGAGUCAAGAGACAGUGUGGCGGGGAUUCUGCGGGUCAUGAGCAGCCUUACAGAGAAGGAACAUGGUGGAUUUAUGGACUACACUGGAAAAACAAUGCCCUGGUAAAACCAAAAUGACGC